Drosophila obscura is the source of this 345-nucleotide messenger RNA. Its product is annotated as 60S ribosomal protein L30-like. Gene Ontology annotation, cellular component: cytosolic large ribosomal subunit. Gene Ontology annotation, molecular function: RNA binding; structural constituent of ribosome. NCBI's taxonomy places the organism in Eukaryota, Metazoa, Arthropoda, Insecta, Diptera, Drosophilidae. The transcript has a single exon. The record is from RefSeq and is a predicted model, not a curated record. The coding region runs from base 1 to 345 and encodes 114 amino acids.
AUGGAUUUGGAUUCGUAUUGCCCUGGGAAUGGGCCUCCAACAGAGGCCCUGAAAGGAUGUCUGAAGGAUGUGAUGGAGUCCGGCCAAUAUAUCCUGGGCCACGACCUCAUACUGAAGGCCAUUGAUGAGGGACGUGUGGGUAUGGUGGUCAUCGCCGCCAAGGCGCAGCAACCGAACAUGAGCCAAAUUCUCUUGGCCACAAUAACCCAGAGCACUGCAGUUAAGGUCUACCAGGGCACCGCCCAGGAGUUGGGCGAGGCCUGUGGCAAGGAGCAUGUCAACUACAUAGCCAUACUCAAUGAAGCGCAUAUCGAUGCAAUACACAAAUUGGGAGUUGUGCAUUGA